AUGAAGUUCUUUCUAUACUUCCUUUGCUGGAUUUCAUGCUUCGGCGCAGUACACUCUGCGUUGGUGUCCAGCGCUUAUGAGGCGCUUUUCUUUUACUACGCAUACCAAAUUGAUGCCGCUGCUAAAGCUGCAGCCACGGAAGCCAAAGUCGACUGGACAAAGACCGUGGGAAAUGGAUGCAAGGAGGGAGGAUGCACUUUCGGGACAUUUGUGAAAUCUAUUCUGCCCGCAGGUGAUGCUGCAACCCUAACUCCAACUUCUUCCGGGGACACCACUACCCCCGAAAUCUACGAUACUGCACAAGAUAUUAUCAGCAACUGGAAUUACAACGCCAAGAGCCUGGUUUUUAAGAAAAUCAUAUCGGGAAGCGCAAUUACAUGGAAGGAUAUUAUUAUUGCCGUUGUCGACAAGAUUCAGGCUGCUCAGGCUAUCACCCCACAGGCAACUCUUGUCGAAAAAGCCAAAACUGCGCUGCGCUACGCCCAGGCAGCACGCUUGACUGACAUGAUUGGUGAUGUUACCGCCGAUCCUUUGAGUGGACAGAAGACCUUGAAUUUCAAAAGUGAAUUUCCAGACUUCACUUUGAAAUCUAUCGAGCGCGAGCUCGCGACUGAUACUACCGGCUCCGAGAGUCGGUCUAUCACCUAUACGGACCUCGACUACGACGGAAUGACAAGUGAUGAAACGGAAAUGGAGAUGUUUAAGGCAUGGGCGCAGAAAACCCCCCCAAAAGCAGGAAGUUACAGGAGUCAUCGAGGCCUCGCACUGCUGUAUGGAGAAAAGGGGACUUUAUUGGAAACAGGAUGUUCAACUUGA
Molecule: messenger RNA, 816 nt
Organism: Penicillium verhagenii
Lineage: Eukaryota; Fungi; Ascomycota; Eurotiomycetes; Eurotiales; Aspergillaceae
Exons: 1
Coding region: 1-816 (271 amino acids)
Source: RefSeq, a predicted model, not a curated record